This is a messenger RNA of Eimeria necatrix, 873 nucleotides long. RefSeq lists its product as hypothetical. Bases 1 to 873 code for a protein of 290 amino acids. NCBI's taxonomy places the organism in Eukaryota, Apicomplexa, Conoidasida, Eucoccidiorida, Eimeriidae. The record is from RefSeq and is a predicted model, not a curated record. The transcript is spliced from 5 exons.
AUGAAGGAGGAGUGUUCUCAGGCACUGAGCUCAGUGGACCCAUCAGCCACGCGCCAAGACCCCAGCUCCCACUCGCAGACAGAGACCGUCCGAUCCAGCCCAAGAAGCACCCCUGAUCCAUCUGGGGAAAUCGGCUACACGGGUGAGUCAAACGGAGAAAAAGGAAGCUCAUCAGGGGAGGACAGUGACAAGUCCAAUGCACUCAGUGCCAAGUACGUCGCCUACCUUGGCUGUAUCAAAGACAACUGGUCCUCCUGUCAUGCCGCAAAGCUGCUUGAUGAAGAGCUCAUUUCUUACCUACGUCCCCGUUUCGUGUUGCUUUCGACGCCACUCAAAGUCAGGGUGCUGACUUCCUUUCUUUACAUUAAGGCCGACCUGAGGGAAAGAUGCAGCGAAACACUGAGUGAAAUCACCAAGGAGGGGGAGACGGACCCAAAUGAAUGGGUAAAGAAGCUUAGCCGCAUCCUCAUUCCCUACAUUACGAGCGGACGCAUAGACUUACGCGAGACAGACACCGAGACCGCUUUCAGGAUUAUCAAUUUCCUCGACGAACAAAAAGCACUAAAUCCACAGCAGGGCCCCUAUCGCCAAAAAGCGGGACUCGAAGAGCAGCACAUGUGUGAACCACACACUGAAAUAGAAUCCGCUUCUGCAGUGGCGGCAGCCGCGAGCAGCGAAGACCCACUGGUGAACCUGCUUAAACUACCGCAGAAAGGGGUUCUAGAAAUGACCCUUUUCAACGCACGAGACAGCUUCGACAAUCUUUUAAAGGGAAUUGUCCAUCGGGGAACCCAGGAGCUACGAAGGGCUCUGCGAGCGCAGCAGCAGCGAGAACGGAAGCAAAGUGAAGCAAGAAAGGAUUUUCCACCCUGA